AUGUUUCAUACGGUUGAAGAGAUUAAAGAUAUAAUACCAAGCAUGUAAAAGGAGUUUUUGCAACUAUUAGAACCUGUUGUCUUCAAAGAAAGUUAAUUUAUAACACAAUACGAUAAAGAAAAAUAACCAUUAUUCAUUUUGGUUGAAGGCCAUAUACAAUUCUUUUAGACUCAGCUUGAAUCAGAAAUCCAAAAGUAUUUAUAACUCCAUAGGCUUUAUGAUGCCGGUUCAAUUGAUGAGAUUUCUUUGAAGGAAGCAAAAUAAAACAUGCUCAUGAAGGAUAAAGACAUUACAAUAUUGUUUAAGGCAGGUGAAUUCUUCGGAUAUCAUAAUAUUAUAUCUGAAUUAGAAGAGAAAAGAGGUUAUGCAUUGACAAAAACAUAGGUCAAAUGUCUCAUGAUUCCCUACGAAAAUCUAAGGAGAUUUGUAAUGAAAAUGUAUAACUCCCCAGAGUAUGUUGAAAAAUUUGAUUUUAUUGGUGAUUCAAUACCUUAACUAUCCAAAGUAUCAAGGAUCACUAGGGAUAGAGUAACAAAAUGCUUUAAAGUUGAGAAGUUUCCUCCAGGUCAUAUCUUAUUCAAAGAAGGCGAGCAUCUUAAAUAGGCCUAUAUUUUGAAGAGUGGAGAAGUAGAGUUACUUUCUAAUAAAAACUUCAAAUUCAUUAAACUCAUUCAAAAACUUUAGCCUGAUGAUUAUGUUGAUGAAAAGAUGAUAUUCCAAAAGCUACUAUCAAAAAGCUUAAAAGAUCCUUCAAAGUAAACUAUUAUUGAUAUGUAUUACAAAAAUACCGAAGAUAAUUUUGUUUUGUAACUAAAGGAGUCUGGCUAGUGGAUUGGUGAGGAAGGUAUACUUACAAAGGACAGGAAAGGCCAUCCUACAGUGGAAGACCUAUUCAAUAAAUAAAACUUUAAUGUAGAGGUAUUAUAUUCAGCUAUUUGCAAAACCUAAUGCGAGGUUUAUGUAAUUAAGAGACUAGAUUUUAUCACAAAAAUGCCAAAAGAUAUAUAGAGAUAGUUGAACAAAAUUGUUUAAUAAAGGCAGAGAUUCUUUUAUGAGAGAAUGCAGAGCAUAGCAUAAACAAGAGAUGAGCUAGAAAAAUCUAAUGAUUCAUUCAUGAUUCAUAGUGCAACAGAGUAGCACUUAUUUAGGAAAAAUCCAAAAGCUAUUUACCCAGCUAUCAGCUCUUUCAAGAAUCAAGUUUUAAAUAGUUGCAAAAAGUAGCAAAUGACAACAUUUUCAGACGUAUCUAAAGUACUAAUUAAGAAAUCAUUUACCCCUUGA
Messenger RNA from Stylonychia lemnae, 1281 nucleotides. The record is from the annotation of a GenBank genome assembly. Lineage: Eukaryota; Ciliophora; Spirotrichea; Sporadotrichida; Oxytrichidae.